This is a messenger RNA of Mangifera indica (mango), 2235 nucleotides long. RefSeq names its product ATPase family AAA domain-containing protein 3. Bases 178 to 2055 code for a protein of 625 amino acids. Gene Ontology annotation, molecular function: ATP hydrolysis activity; ATP binding; zinc ion binding. Lineage: Eukaryota; Viridiplantae; Streptophyta; Magnoliopsida; Sapindales; Anacardiaceae. The record is from RefSeq and is a predicted model, not a curated record. Gene Ontology annotation, biological process: mitochondrion organization. Gene Ontology annotation, cellular component: mitochondrion. The transcript is spliced from 8 exons.
UUCCCCAAGCAAUCCCAACAGUAUCCGUUUAAACCCUAGCAACUGGGUUUAUACUGUGGCGCCAUACACUAAACCACAGAAAGCCCUUCAAUUUCAGAUUGACUCUGAAUUCAAUCUUUAACCAGUAACCACCAGAAAUUUCAUGAAAUAAGUAGUUUAAUUUGUUGUAGUUAUCCUAUGGCUGCCUCAAGACUAUCUUCAUGUUUAGCAGUGGCCGCCGCAGCGGCCUCCCUGUCGACAGCUUCAAAACGUGCUUGUUCUGACGCGCCGUCUCGAUUCCCUUUCUUCUCUUCUUAUGGUCAGACUUCAACGAGUAAAGAUGACCAGACGGAUGCAAAGAAAUCUCAGGAGGUAGAGGAGCCAAAGGGAUCGGGAUUCGAUCCUGAGGCUUUGGAGAGAGGUGCUAAAGCUCUACGCGAAAUCAAUAGCUCUCGUUAUGCCAAAGAGGUUUUUAAAGUUAUGAGGAAGCAGGAAGAAGCUCGACUGGCAGAGUUGGAAGCUGAAAAAGCUCAUUAUGAAGCUAUUCAAUCCCAAAUUGAUAUUGACAGGCAGCGAAAAUUAUAUGAAGAACAUAGAAAUUUAGUGCAGCAAGAAGCACAGGCAAAGGCUCAAAAGAUGAGAUAUGAAGAUGAAUUGGCCAGAAAAAGAAUGCAGACCGAUCAUGAGGCUCAGAGGCGGCAUAAUGUUGAAUUGGUUAAAAUGCAAGAGGAAUCUUCUGUACGGAAAGAACAAGCAAGACGCGCUACUGAAGAGCAAAUUCAGGCUCAGCAGCGCCAUACCGAGAAAGAAAGGGCUGAAAUAGAAAGGGAAACAAUAAGAGUCAAGGCCAUGGCUGAGGCUGAAGGCCGGGCCCAUGAAGCAAAAUUGACUGAGCAUCAAAACCGGAGAAUGCUUAUAGAACGGAUUAAUGGUGAAAGAGACAAAUGGCUGGCUGCAAUUAAUACAACUUUUAGUCACAUUGAAGAGGGUUUCAGGACUUUAUUGACAGAUAGGAAUAAGUUGAUUAUGACAAUUGGAGGAGCCACUGCAUUGGCUGCAGGAGUUUAUACAACUAGAGAAGGUGCCAGAGUUACAUGGGGCUAUAUUAACCGGAUAUUGGGACAGCCCUCACUUAUUCGAGAAUCAUCAAUUGGUAAAUUUCCAUGGUCAGGACUGUUGCCUCAAGCAAGGAACAAAAUGCUUAGUAAUAGGACAGCAGCUGGAGCAACGGAGUCUGUUGAAUUUAAAAAGCAUAAUGGAGGUAUAAUUCUCCAUCCUUCCUUGCAAAGAAGGAUAGAGCAUCUUGCUAAGGCUACGUCAAACACCAAGAUCCACCAGGCACCCUUUCGCAACAUGAUGUUUUAUGGACCCCCUGGUACUGGUAAAACUAUGGUUGCUAGAGAGAUCGCUCGAAAAUCGGGCCUGGAUUAUGCCAUGAUGACAGGAGGAGAUGUUGCACCCCUUGGUGCACAGGCUGUUACCAAGAUCCACGAGAUAUUUGAUUGGGCAAAGAAGUCAAAAAAAGGCUUGCUGCUCUUUAUUGACGAGGCUGAUGCAUUUUUAUGCGAGCGUAAUAGCAUACAUAUGAGUGAAGCACAGCGAAGUGCUUUAAACGCAUUGCUCUUCCGAACUGGGGAUCAGUCCAGAGACACAGUUCUUGUCCUUGCCACCAACAGGCCAGGAGAUCUUGACAGUGCCAUUACUGACCGCAUUGAUGAAGUGAUUGAGUUUCCUCUUCCUGGAGAGGAGGAGCGGUUCAAACUGCUGAAACUCUACUUGAACAAAUACCUUUCUGACAAAGAUGACAGUGCAUCCAAAUGGAGCUUUUUGAUCAAGAAAAGACCACAGAAGAUAACCAUAAAAGAUUUGUCCGAAGAUGUCCUUAAAGAGGCUGCCAAGAAGACCGAUGGGUUCUCUGGGCGUGAAAUAGCAAAACUCGUUGCCAGUGUUCAAGCAGCCGUUUAUGCCCGCCCAGACUGUGUACUGGAUUCCCAGCUGCUCAAAGAGGUCGUCGAUUAUAAAGUUGCAGAGCAUCACCAGCGAAUUAAACUUCAGCAGCCCAAAAACAAGUCUUAGUCUGAACAUUUCAUUUUUGUACGGAAGAAUCUCCUCAGCUCAGGAUUCCAUUAUUUAUUCGGGAAAUUGCAUUUCUUAGAUAAAGAUGGCACUCCAUUUUACACAGGAGUGAAAUUUUAACAGUGAGGCAUUGAAUUCGUUUUAUAAUAACUCAUGAAUGAGUGAUUGCUUGCGGGUGAA